Molecule: messenger RNA, 514 nt
Organism: Rhagoletis pomonella (apple maggot)
Lineage: Eukaryota; Metazoa; Arthropoda; Insecta; Diptera; Tephritidae
Exons: 2
Coding region: 81-491 (136 amino acids)
Source: RefSeq, a predicted model, not a curated record
UCGUAACAACUCCGUGACGCAAGCAGAUUACAGCAAACAGCCGAAUAAUCCCCAUUUGAUUGCAUCGCCACAAAACAUCAAUGGCAACAACAACAGUGGUAGCGGAAAUGGGGCUUCAAACAACAGUGCCUGCGGUCCAUUCAAACCAGUUCCACCGCCGAAGCCUAAAAAUUAUCGCCCACCAAUGCAAGGGACCAAGAGUACCGGCGACCAAUGGGAGAGUGGGGAUUCAGGGUCUCCACGUUCACCAAAUGGAUCUUUUUAUUCACCCAUGGGGGCUUCACAUCACCAUUACUCACAGCAGAUAUCUGGCUCUCCUGGCCAUGGUAAUAAUAACAACAUCCAUGCAACAUACGGUAGCAACAAUUAUGUUCAACAGUCACAAUACCCGCCUCCAUCAGUCCAUGGAUACGUUGGUAAUCACCACUACAAUGGCGGAAGCGGAACAGGACCGUAUAUUGCGCCACAUCGUGGCAUGCCAGCUCCCAUAGGUAAGAAAAGUACUAAACAAAUA